AUGAGUACGACAACACCACGUCAACCUGAACAACCAUUGCAACGCAGUCAAACGGCUGAUAGUUCUUUGAGCAGACGUCGAAAAAAAUCGGCUGAUAGAAGACAAGCAACACCGCGAGAAUCGUUUGCUCCACAAACUCGUCCUACUAGUUUACAUCGCUAUAAUAAAUUAUAUCGAGGUCCGCCAACACCGCCACCGGAAGUUCAAUAUGAUCGAGAACGAAGUUUUAUUCUUGAUGCUAAAGCUGUAUCGAAUAUUUCUAAUGAUUAUUCAGUAGCUAAUCCUAAACUAGGUUCAGUUAUUCCGCCAUACAAUGCUCAAUUAGAUAGUCAUGUUGAUAAUUAUUUUAAAUUCUUCAGUAUAAGAAAGACUUUAGAAAAAACUGGACAAGCUGCUGGACACGAAUCAACAGCAGGCCAAGUACAUGAUCGAUUUUUUACAAAUGGUCAUGGCUAUCGUUAUUUGUCACUUCGAAAUAAAUUUGGUUCAGGUCAUUCAGUUGAAGAAAUUCGUGGCCAUGAAUUAUUUCUAAGUGAUCCAAAACCAAUUGUUAAUUAUAAUGGACUUUUCGGUUAUCGCCGUAACACACCAUCACUUCGUCAUCAACCAACAAUUGGCACAAAAAAAAUUGACACGUAUAACUAUACUCGUCUCGGUCGAUAUUCCAUUAUUGGCUGUGGCAAAACAUAUACUUUCCAUUGUCGAUGUAAAUUCGAUCAGCCAUGCCGAUGUCACAAUCAAGAUAAACUUUGUCCUUGUGUUAAAGCAUAA
Messenger RNA from Rotaria socialis, 771 nucleotides. The record is from the annotation of a GenBank genome assembly. Lineage: Eukaryota; Metazoa; Rotifera; Eurotatoria; Philodinida; Philodinidae.